CCGCAUUAAGUUUGAGAGGCAAAAAAGUGGUUAUCUCAGCCUGCAUGACGGUUUGGACUAGUACGAAGAGAUUCGCAGUACAACACACAGAUCUCGAAAAAAAAAAAAAAUUAGAAUCGGGCAGGAAACUGCUCAUUCAACCAUGAUCUCUGUAAAGCACAGGUCGCCUUCCAAAUCCAUGGAAGCCUCACAUAAUAAAGAACACCGCGUCAAGAAGCGCUCGUCUAAUGCCUGCCAACGAUGCCGAAGACAAAAGAUCAAAUGCUCGGGAUCGCAGCCGUGCGACACUUGUAGCAAGCGCAAAUCAACCUGCACGUUUGAUGAUCGGGACCAGAAGAUUCUUGUUACCCGGGGAUACCUCGAAGACCUCCAGCGCAAGCUAGCACUCCUCAAAGGCGGCGAGGAUGAAGUAUACAGUCCGCAGAGUAUGGAACAGGAGGUGCUCCGGCCGACGGAGGGUAAGGCGUCGCUGCCGGACGCAACCGGACGUGCCAUCCAAAGCGAUCCGAUUCUAGGAGGCGACGAACUGGCCGUCGAAGGUGAACAGGAAUGGGGUCAGAACCUCGAAGGCGCUUCACAAUUAACAAACCCAUUGUCGUCGGGUCCGUCGACGUUUAUGGCGGCAGCAUCCGGUCGAAUCUUCUACCUAGGAACCUCGUCCAAUUGGUCCUUCGCGAGAAAGAUUCUGAGCAUGACGCAUGAGCAUCUAUACAACGCACCCUUGCCGACGGGGAGUCUCUACUUUGACGGGUCCGCAUACGAUCUGGGCUGGGAGGGCACGAGGACCACCGUGACCAACGAUAUUCCUAUGGCGCCGCCCCUAGACUUCUCCAUCUACCUCAUCAACGCCGUCAAGUUCCAUGCGGGUCAGUUGUUCCACCUCUUCGACGAGGAUACCUUCAUGGGGGGCUUGUAUGCCUUCUACGAGAAUCCAGAGCAUCAGAUGGCGCAUUCGGGCUUGUGGUAUAUCCAUUACUUGCUCAUUCUGGCGUUUGGCAAGGCCUUUGUCGUGCAGCGCAAUCAAGGGAGUCGACCGUCCGGCUGUGAGUUCUUUACCAAGGCGUUGCAGUUGCUGCCAGACACCACCAACCUCUGCCGAGAUCCCAUCGUCGCCACCGAGAUUCUCUGCUGCAUUGCACUGUAUCUGCAAUCGCUCGACUUUCGCAACUCGGCCCACAAUUAUAUUGGCCAAGCAGCGCGGAUCGCCCAAGCCCAGGGAAUGCACACCGAUAUGUCCGCGGAGCACCUAGGGGACGCCAUCGUCCAGCGAUGCCGUCGGAUCUGGUGGACCAUCUACAUCCUCGAUCGCCAGAUGACCUCGUUGAUGGGGUUACCGCAAUCCAUCCGCGACGAUCAGCUGCAUCACCAGCUUCCCUACUUCCCGGGAUCGCCCCAGAAGGCGAUCGCCCUCAGUAUGCAAAUCAAGGUGUGCCAGAUCAUGGAGGAAAUCAACAGCAGUGUCUAUGGGCCGGAUGGGCGUUUGAAUCGGAAUUUCCUGUUGCGAACGAAGAGUGCUCUCGCCAGCGCGGCCGAGUUGGUCACGGAGCUUCGGAAAUGCUACGACUUGCGCUUGGACGAGUCCUCGAUCAGCGGUGUAUCCCGACUAUCGGCGCACUUACAUCUACUCUACCAUCAGUGCAUCGUGUUGGCCACCCGACCGGUGUUAUUUUGCUUUUUGAAGAUGCGAAUCCAAACCACCGACAGUUCGCUCGAAUCCCUGAACUCGUCGGCCAACGUACGCAAGCUGCUGCAGGUCUGCAUCGACUCGGCGCAGCAAAUCCUGAACAUCCUCACCGUCCUCCAGCGGCAGAAUCUCCUAGACAGUUUCCUCCCGUUCGACCUCGAAGCCACAUAUACCGCCGCCGUAGUCCUGGUAACCGCCCCCGCCGCCGACGCGUCCCUGCUCGACGACUGGACUCCGUGGUUCCACAGCAGCGUCACGGUAUUGGACGAGAUGAUCUCGCGCGGGAAUCUGAUCGCCGGGUUUCGCAAGUCCGAGUUGCAGCAAUUGGCCGGGAUGCUGAGCCAUCUGUCCUCCGACGGAGUCGUUCACACUACCGACUUGGGCAGGAAGGGGGCGCAGCUCGAUCGUAUUAUCUCCCGACUCCCCUCCCCGUCCACCCCGGAUCGGGUGUUUGGGAUUUCGGACAUUCCCAAUCUACAUCCGGGACUGACGACGGCGGAGAUCAUGGCCGUGGCGGAGUCGAUCGACACGGGGGAUGUGGAUUGGAUUGCGCACGCGGUCACGGAGAAUCACAUCUGGUAGUUUUAUGAUUAUUGUUAUAGAAGCGAUGAUAUCCCAUAGAAAUGAGACACGAAUUACUUGCCAAGCAAUGGACAUGCGGAGGUUGUUCAACGACGUUCUCCGUCCUCUCUCGGUCUUUUUGAAUACUUUUUUGAAGGUCAAAGUCGGGGAAAAGGCAAAGCGUUCGUUGCAUCUUCCUGCACGUGAUCCGGAAAGGCUGCCGAACGGGAGACCAACCGAUCGGCAAGGUGUACCCUAGGUUUCAACACACACUCAAUGAUGGCACCGGUGCAGCUUUACGAUUCAUAUCGACCCAAAAUGAAACGAAAUUCUUGGUCAACAAGGGGGUGUUCGUUUCUGUUCAUCGGACACUACAUAGGUACGUAGUUGCUAUGUGAAGGGUUCGAAGCGCAUGGGAGAG
Messenger RNA from Aspergillus caelatus, 2666 nucleotides. Its product is annotated as Zn(II)2Cys6 transcription factor. Gene Ontology annotation, biological process: DNA-templated transcription; positive regulation of transcription by RNA polymerase II. The record is from RefSeq and is a predicted model, not a curated record. The transcript has 8 exons. Gene Ontology annotation, molecular function: sequence-specific DNA binding; DNA-binding transcription factor activity, RNA polymerase II-specific; zinc ion binding. The coding region runs from base 143 to 2266 and encodes 707 amino acids. NCBI's taxonomy places the organism in Eukaryota, Fungi, Ascomycota, Eurotiomycetes, Eurotiales, Aspergillaceae. Gene Ontology annotation, cellular component: nucleus.